AUGAAAAACAUUAGAGUUAAACUUUUAUUUUGGAAGAAAAUUCAAUCAAAAAAUAAGCUGUCUCACCUAUCAAUUAAUCAGUAAAAUGUUAACUGGUCAAUAUGGGAUGAUUAGAGCUUAUGCUGCUAAUACAAAUUACGAAAUUGUAAGAGAUUAUAAUGAUGAUAGAGCCUCUAUUAUUUCAAAUAUAUAAUAGAGUAGAUUUUCACAGAAUUUUGUAGGAAUUAUCAGGAAAGGAUUUGAGAAUCAUUUUUUAGCUUAUGCAUUGGAUCAAUAUUAAAAAGGAUUACAUUAAAAAAGUAGUGUGCUAUAGUUCGUUUAAUUUUUGGAGAUUUUUAGUAUUUUGUUAAUGUCGAAGAUAGUAGAGCUGUUCUAAGUUCUUAAAAAAAAGAGUAAAAAAUUUAUCAAUUGAUAAUGAACCAGAAGAGAGAGAAUUCAAAAAGGAAGAGGAAAAAUAUAUCAAACUUAAAGAAUUGAUGACCAAAGAAUUUAAGUAACUGAACCAUUUAGAGUGA
Messenger RNA from Paramecium sonneborni, 515 nucleotides. Lineage: Eukaryota; Ciliophora; Oligohymenophorea; Peniculida; Parameciidae. The record is from the annotation of a GenBank genome assembly.